This is a messenger RNA of Gigantopelta aegis, 3898 nucleotides long. RefSeq names its product transmembrane protein 26-like. NCBI's taxonomy places the organism in Eukaryota, Metazoa, Mollusca, Gastropoda, Neomphalida, Peltospiridae. The record is from RefSeq and is a predicted model, not a curated record. The transcript is spliced from 4 exons. Bases 1232 to 2791 code for a protein of 519 amino acids.
ACAAAUCCUGCUCCCUCGUCAAUGGUACGCCAGUGUCUCGGUAUGUUGGAUUGAAAAGUCGACUGGUUUCAAUCCCAGUUCAAAGGCGUGUCCGAUUGUUGUAUGACAGGUCAUUAGAACAGUGUAUGGCCCCUGAACAAACAUCGCUCGCCUGGAGUCACCCGCUAUUGCCUGACCUUCGAAUCGGGGUGCAGGCAUGCGGCGUUACGAGACGUGAGCGUAUAAAUAGAAAGUGGUUAUAACGCGUGUGAGGUGUAGAUAGUAUAGAGCACACACGAUGUAGGUAUGUCCCCACCAUGCAGGGCAAACCAACCUAACAGUCAUUCGGUUAAAAGUCAAGGAAGUUCACGUUUUAGUUACCGUCUUGUUGGUAAACAAUUAAUAAGUGAAAUACAUGGUGCAUUGCGACAGUUGUCGAAAGGUGUUAGUGUUGCAUUCCUACGGAACUCCACUACAAAAGGAUACGGAUUUGGUGAUAUGUUCUAGCAACAAAAAAUAUUCGGAUGAUGAUAUAUUGUCAGCUGGUAUUGUAAGUAUAAAUUUGGAUCUACAGGCAAAGUCUGUUUAUCCUUUGAGACAAACGGUUGGACGAACGGAACAGUAAAUAUCUUUAUUAAUAAUUUUGGAUUGUAUGCUGAAGUUACUGUUUAACCCUAUAGAAGUGUUUCGCAUAUUGGAGAGUUCUUCUUUCUUACAGACGAACUGAAGAAUUGAAGGAUAGAAAGAAGACAUAUUUGUUUAAUCAUACUGAAUAGCAUUUUAAUAUCACUGUUUAUCACUGCUAUUGUUUAACAGACACUGUUGUGUUUUAACAAAUGUAUUACAAACAAACAUCUGAACAGACGUAACAAGUGAACUUUUGUACUGGUCACAUAGAAUUGUAUACCACAACCACUGUCAUAAGCCCUGUAUAGACAAAAGGACGAACGGAAUAAUCGAACAGUGAUAUUUUGUGUAAGCGAUCAUUGGAAUUUCAGCUGAUAAGCAAUAAAAGUCAAACGAUACAAGUGACACAAAAACAACAGCAGUAGCAGCAGCAACAGUAGCAGCAUUAGCAGCAGAAGUAGCAGUAGAAACAGCAGAAGUAGCAGCAACAGCAGUAGCAGUUGCAACAGCAGCAGAAGUAUAAGCAGUAGAAGCAGCAACAGUAGCAUCAUCAUCAUCAUCAGCAGCAGCAGCAGCAACAACAGCAGCAGCAAUAACAACAGCAACAAAACCGCCGUAUACCACGAUGUCAACAUUCAACGUGCUCAAGGCCGUGUCCGUCCGUCUGUGCCUCCUGCUCCACAGCCUGCUGACGACCUGGCGAGUGACCGUCAACUGGAGUAACGACCAGUUCUGGUUGCUCGUCGUGGCCAACGUGCCGUUUAUCGUCGAGGGUCUUUACACAGUCAUCAGGCGGAAAGGCAUCGAGUGGAAAUGGAUGUGUCCUUGCUUCUUCUUCUACCUGCUGAGCACAAUACCUGGGAUCUGGCUGCUAGAAAUCAACAGCUUGAAUGCGUAUGGUAACAUCAAUUCCACAGCCGUCCAGGAUAUCACGAUCAGCGGGAUAAACAUCCCGAUACGUCUGAGCGCGGACACUUGGAACCUGGUUGUGGAAGAGUCUCUGCUCUACCUGAUGAUCCUCGGUCGUUGGUUUCUCCCCCGCGGCGACGUCUCCCGCGAGCAGCUGUCCGAGCUGCUGUUCGCCUUCCUCGGCAUCGCAUCCGACAUCAUGGAGCUGUUCGCCCUCUUCGACGAGAACCCGGUCCGAUCCAGCACGGUGAUGACGUACGCCCUGCUGGCCGUGUGGAGUUGGAGCAUCCUCCAGUUCGUCCUCGUCAUCACCGUGUCGCACAGACCCAAGCGGAGGCGCAUUCAGAGGAUCCCGGGGGCAGGGGAGGACGUCACGAACGUCGUGGUGUUCGAGAUCAUCGGGAUUUUCGUCAGUUUGUUCAUGCAGGAUGUCCCGUUCCUGGUGCUAAGGAUGUACACCAUGAUCACCUUCGACCUCCUCAACUACAGUCUGAUCUUCUUUACGGCCAAGAACGUCCUGGUCAUCCUACUACUCUGGUACCGGUUGGUGAUCAUGUGUUCCAAUCACUUCUGUGGCAAGAAGCGGCGCAUGAGGAAAGCGGCAGCGGCUGCGGCUCGGAAGAACCUUCCUCUGGGUGCAGUUGUGUGCGGAUCGGAUAACUACAAGAGGUUUGAAGACGCUAUCGAGGAAACGAUGUAUGAUAAAGAUUACGAAAUUUUUGUUAACGAGGAUGAAAUGGUUAGGAAAAGAAAACGAGACAGUUCCAAAUCGGAAAGCAUCAUCGUUGAUUCAGACAUAAAUCCGCCUUCAGAACAGGUGCAGUCUAAUCAUAAAGAGGUGUCGUCCGUUAGCGAUCGAGAUGAGUCUCUGAAAAGUGACGAGAAGCCAGAAAGCACAACGAAAUUACCUCAGAAUGAGAGGGGAAACCCACCUUUAGUUCCACAGGACAGUGGAAGACAUUCCGUAUCAAGUGAAAGCAUGGCUGGAGAAGAUUCUCCCAAAUCCAGAAAUGGAAGAGUCCCAGCAGGAAGCGACUUAGUGUCUGAAAGCGAGGACGUCAACACGUCUUCGACAUUCACCCCUGGAGUUCCUUCAGAAAAGGUAAAAAGGCAAGAUUCCCCCAAAUCCAGAAAUGGAAGAGUCCCAGCAGAAAGCGACUUAGUGGCCGAAAAGGACGUCAACACUUCUUCAACAUUCACCCCUGAGGUUCCUUCAGAAAACGUGGCAGACGACAAAUCAAAGAAACAUAUAUCAAUAAUAAAUGUGCGUCUCUAGCACAACUCAUUACAUACAAUAUUAUGUUAAUCAAGUGUUGAGAAUGAAUUUUGUAGAAUCUAAUGAUAAUAUAACAUCAGCCGUCCAAACGACAUCUUAAACUACUCUCCAUGAUGAUACGUCCUAUCAGAUCAUCUGUUAUCUUUAGAAGAUUGCCAUUUUCAAAAACUGGGUUAGAGAAAUGAUAAACUAUAAACACAUUUAUGCCAGUAUGAUCGAGGUUUGUAUGGCUAUAUCGGUGUUUGUGUAGAUUUAUGAAUUCAUUUUCCAAUACUGUCUAUUAUGAUUCUUGAAGAGAGCAUCGCGUAUCAGUAAGACUGUUUGCUACAGGACAAUCAUUCUUAUACUAUUUUACACUAGAAAUUUAGCUGAACAUCUGCACUUUACUGAGGACAUAUGAAAAGUGAACUGCACUAGCUACAUUGUUACAAUGAUAACACGAAAUAACUUUGACAAAUUCAUUUGAAUUUUUAUAUAUAUAUUUCGGAACAACUAGGAGCUCUCUACUACAUAUAUGUCUAUCACAUGCGUGCGUACAUUUAUCUGGUACUGUGGGAUUCUUUAUUUUCGUGGGAUUAAAUUUUUGUGCGUUUUUUUUUUUUUAAAUACGCAUUUCGUUGGGUACGUAAAUUCGUGGAUCGAAAAGGCAGUUUCUUAAAUUUGUUUUAUGUGUUACAUUUUCGAUGUAUUCUUAAAUUCGUUGACUCCACGAAUUAAACGAACAUUUUAUCACCACGAAUGAUUUUACGUAAAUCACAAAAUCAUCAAUAUGGAAUAUUGUCAUCUGUGAAAAAAAAAUGUUUUGCCAGUAUUUGGGUAAAUGUUCUGAAAAAGAACUUCAGUGUAAUAUUAUUGUUUAACCGGCGAUUAUUAGGCGCCACAAGUAGAAUCACUGUAACAUUUGAUCUUAGCUUGCAAAUAUGUUCUUCAAGAGACAGAUGUAUGCACGAUGAUCUAAUCUUCCAUUUAGCUGAAGCUGAUCUCGUGAUUGUGUUAUAUUUUAUUUUUAUAAUGCUCUAAAAUACAUCUGUCCCGGACCAAGUCACUGGCUAUCCAGAGAUUUGACCCGCGAGAGACAUGCCUGAAACCUUAGUGGUUUAUGGUCAU